AUGGCCGACACUACGGUGGAAGACCCCUUGGCGAAUAGAGGGCCGGAGCUGAGCGGCACCACGACGGCGCUGCUCGUUCUCGCGACGGUGUUCGUUGGCCUGCGGUUCUGGGCGCGAUGGACGGUUGGCUUCCACUACGGCCUCGAUGACUGGUUCAUGGUCGUUGGACUGAUCGUCACCUUCAUGGCGGGUGCUCUCAACUAUGCCAUGAUUGCACAAGGCCUCGGACGCCAUGCCUCGACUCUCUCUCUGGACCAGCAGGUGCAGUUCCUCAAGCUGCUUCUGGCCUUUGAGUGCAUCUAUGUCACGGCAGUCAUGUUCAUCAAGAUCUCCCUGCUCCUGAUGUACCGUCGUAUCUUCCCGUCUCGAGGCUUCAAGAUCUCGGCCAUGGUCCUCGGCUUCCUCACCAUCGGCUGGUGGAUCUCGAUCGUCCUGGUCUGCGUGUUCCAGUGCACGCCCGUGGCCAAGGCGUACAUGCCGUGGAUCGACGGCACCUGUAUCGACCUCAAGGCGUCCUUCAUCGGAAACGCCAUCCCCAACAUCCUGACGGACGUCGCCAUUCUCUGCCUGCCUAUCAAGGAGGUAUGGAGGCUGCAGGUUACUAUGGUGCAGCGCAUCUCGCUGUGCUUCAUGUUCCUGCUGGGUGGAUUCGUCCUGUUCGCCAGUAUCUACCGCUUCACGACGAUUAUGCAGUUCCAGCUGACGGACACGACAUGUGAGUCGUUCGCCGCUUACAAGGUUUUACUCAUCCUGACAUCAAUAGGGACCCUUGCUACCGCCUGCACGUGGUGUGUCGUCGAGUGCGCCUGCGGUGUCAUCAGCGCGUGCCUGCCCACCCUUCGGCCGCUCAUGGUCAAGGUUUCAUCGCAAUUCGGCAGCAUCGCAACCAAGUACAACCUUUCCGGAGGCCAGAGCGGUGGCCGCAGCGGCGGCCGCGCGACCAAGAUGGGUAGCCGCGGGCCCACGGAACUCAUGACGAUUGGAGGAACCGGCGGCAAGUCGGCCGACAGAGGUUUCAAGCGUCUCGGCACCGAAGACGGCAAAUACGGCGUCACGACGAGCGUCACGGGGCGAUCUGAACGAGGUGGUAAGGGCCUACCCGACUCUGGCUCCGACGACGACCUGUCACUCAAGGGCGGCAUCCGCAUCAAGGUUGACCAAGAGGUCCGAUGGGGCGAGGAACAGUCGAAGUACAAUGAGUCAAAAUACCAGCCUUCCUCGAGAAGCGCCUCGUCCUCGGGUCUUGGCUCUCGACCGUAG
This is a messenger RNA of Colletotrichum gloeosporioides, 1260 nucleotides long. RefSeq lists its product as uncharacterized. Lineage: Eukaryota; Fungi; Ascomycota; Sordariomycetes; Glomerellales; Glomerellaceae. Bases 1 to 1260 code for a protein of 419 amino acids. The transcript is spliced from 4 exons. The record is from RefSeq and is a predicted model, not a curated record.